Archocentrus centrarchus (flier cichlid) is the source of this 2137-nucleotide messenger RNA. It is a transcript of the gene faxdc2, whose product is annotated as fatty acid hydroxylase domain containing 2. The record is from RefSeq and is a predicted model, not a curated record. NCBI's taxonomy places the organism in Eukaryota, Metazoa, Chordata, Actinopteri, Cichliformes, Cichlidae. Gene Ontology annotation, molecular function: iron ion binding; oxidoreductase activity. Gene Ontology annotation, biological process: lipid biosynthetic process. The transcript has 9 exons. The coding region runs from base 69 to 1097 and encodes 342 amino acids.
UAAACUGCUGCUGUCUACAGCUGCUGUACAGAGGCGGCCGGAGCGGGACUGAGAAACUGUGGGCAGACAUGGCGGUGGACACAGCAGCCAGCGGUGUGAGGAAAGCUGAGGAGAGAGGAAGCAGCAGCAGCCGGCAGGAGGGCCCUGGAGGCCUGUGGGACUCUGUGAAGAAAGCUGCGUUUGUCAUUGGAUCUGGAAUCUUAUUCUUGGCUGCAUUCGGAAACUCCCUGACAUGGCACCUUCAAAGAUUCUGGGGAGCUUCAGGAGAUUUUUGGCAGAACUUGUGGACCAAGCUGUAUGUGGCGUUUGAGGGUCACGAUGCUGCUUUGUUUUUCUUGGGGACCAUGCUUUUUCCCAGUCUGGCAUUCUGGCUGUCAAAUGCUCUCCUGCUGUGGGUGGAUGUCACUGGAAAACCCUCCUUCAUCACCCGCUAUCGUAUCCAGUUGGACAAGAAUAACCCGGUGGAUCCAGCUAAGCUGCACCAAGCCUUGAAGUGUGUCCUAUUCAACUACGUAAUAAUCUCCGGGUCCAUGGUGGUGGCCGUUUACUACCUCAUGAGCUGGAGAGGAAACCCCUGUGGCCCAGAGCUGCCCACCUUUCACUGGGCCUUGAUGGAGCUAGCUGUCUUCUCCAUCUCUGAGGAAAUUCUCUUCUACUAUUCCCACAGGCUGUUCCACCAUCCCGGCCUCUACAAGCAUUACCACAAACAGCACCAUGAGUGGACUGCUCCCAUCGGAGUCGUCUCCAUUUACGCUCAUCCUCUAGAGCACAUCCUCUCCAACAUGCUGCCGGUGGUAUUCGGGCCAAUCCUCCUGGGCUCCCACCUGUCCACGACCUGCUUGUGGUACUGCGUGGCUCUGGUCAGCACCACUAUCUCCCACUGUGGAUACCACCUUCCCUUCCUGCCCUCUCCUGAGUUCCAUGACUUCCACCACCUCAGGUUCAAUCAGUGUUUUGGUGUCUUCGGUAUUCUGGACAGGCUCCACGGCACUGACACCAAGUUCCGGCAGACCAAACAGUACGAACGCCACGUCCUCCUCACCAGCUUCACCCCACUGAACGAGAGCAUCCCCGACACACCCAAGAAGGGCCAGUGAGGACCUGCGGCCACCGACUCUGAUCUAAUUCCCAAUCAGUUUGAAAAUGACUCAGUUUUAUUUCGGUCUUUAAAAAGAAAACCAAACACCAUUGGACUGUCAGUCUGCCCAGACUCUGCAGUCACACUUUUAUGUGCUAGAAAUGUGGUCACUGCACUUUAACAUACAGGUGCCAUUUAGUUUACCUGUAAUUUUUUUAAUAAUUAAAACCCAGAAUGAGUCGAGAUGAGAAUGUAAGCUAAACAUAUGCAACUCUUUCCUCUCCUUUUUUCUUCUAUAUCGUCUUGAGAUUUGUAUUUGAUAUCUGUAUCAUUUCAUCCUUUUGAAUUCCAGGAUUUCAUUCUGAACUAAAGGUAUAUUUCACAAGUGUUGGUGAUUUAAGCUAUACCAUAUUCAAAGACUUACUUUGAUUGACGGGGUGAAAACAGGAGUGGCUCGCAUUCUACAGUCUCGCCAUUUCCCGGCAAUCAUUCUGAUUCUAUUUGCACUUGUGCCCACCGUCUUGAAGGCUUAAAUGUUCAACAGUUUGAGGAAACCAUGACAAUCACACAUGGUCUGAACCCCAAGUGCACCCUCGACAGGUGUAAAAGUAGUGACUUACACUGUGAGAGCAUGCAAGAUGAAAAUUUCAAAGCACUUCUGCAUUUCAGUGAGCAGAUUCCAAUUACUUAAAAUGUUAUGGUAGCAAUAUAACCCCAUGUAAUGGAAACUUUCGAGUGGUCGUGUUGCAAGAAAACACUACAAAUGUUCUUUUCGUCAUGAAACUUACCGUUUAAUGUAUUCUACUGUACUUUUAAUGGGAAUAAUUAAAUCUUAAAAAUAGAUCUUGCUUUCAACUGGCCUAUCCAGACUGUUCUGGUGCAUUCACUGACCACUCUGAAAGAAGAGAAUUUGUAUUCUGUGGCAAAAGACAAGCAAUCCAUUUGCACGUUGCAUAUUUGGCACUCAUGCUUUCAAAUGUAUUUUUUUCUAGUACAGAAAAAUGGCUGGGAUUAAUGCAAUGUAAAGAAUGCACUGAUGUGAUGGUUUAACAUUAAACU